Messenger RNA from Ruditapes philippinarum (Manila clam), 1216 nucleotides. RefSeq lists its product as uncharacterized. NCBI's taxonomy places the organism in Eukaryota, Metazoa, Mollusca, Bivalvia, Venerida, Veneridae. Bases 33 to 575 code for a protein of 180 amino acids. The record is from RefSeq and is a predicted model, not a curated record. The transcript has 2 exons.
ACAAUUAAACGUUUUCAGACUGAACAACAAAAAUGCCUGAAAUUGUAGUAUAUGUUUGGCGCCCAUCUGGAGAUUAUGUCGGCCAUAGCUCCUUGCAAUUGAAUGAUGGUACAUAUAUCAGUUGGUGGCCUGAAAAAGAGUGUGGUCCUACCAAUCCUCGAUCAAAAGCUGCGCCCAAUGAUUCACUUGAAAACGAUAUUGAGGCAGAAGGCAAUAGACAGCCUCAUGCCUACAGGAUUAAAAUAUCAAGUGAAGAGCAAAAUGCUAUAGUUCGGUGGUGGACAAACUUCAAGGCAAAGGCAGACUACCAAUUCAUUUCAAACAACUGUUCAACAGUAGCCUACUACGCACAAGAGGCUGCUUUCCCGUUUCUCUCGAAGCUAAAUGAUGAAAUUCCAGUAUGGGUACCAGGGGCUAUUGAAAUGGUAGCACAAGAUUUGGCUGCUGGGAAAAGAAGUUUUGACCAAAAGAGAAUCGAUGAAAUCAAAAAGGCCGUGGGAGAUGAGGUAAAACGAAUCUCAGGAGGAAAAAAGAAUGCCAACAGUUUCAAAGUUGGCUACAAAGGGAGGAAGUAAAGUUAAUUUGAACAUUAUAAAAUAUCAGUAAUUAUAUUUGAAUUACACCAAUACUGAAAAAGAGUAUUGUUUAACUAGAAAUGAUUACAUUUUAUUUAUCAAAUAUAAACUUUAAUAGCUGGCUACAAGAUACAUGUAUUUAUUUUAAUCUUGACCUCUUAAAAGGUAUAACCUUAAAACGACAUUAUGCUCAUUUUUUUCUUUGUCAAAUUGAGUUAAAUUAGAAGUAUUUUUCAAAAGAUUUACUAUUUUGAUGGUGUUUGAAUAAUAAUUGAUAAUAAGAAAUGUUUGGCACAAAAUAUAAACAUGCCUUUAACACAAAACAUAGAUAAUUCCGAAUGAUAUUUUUAGAAAUUUCAGUGUGCCACUAAAUAAAUAUAAGGAUAGAAUAUGAAUUUGGAAACAAAUAUGGUCAAAUAUAAACUUAUUUCGACUUUCUCUUGUACCCUCAAUAUUUACACUUGGAAAGGCAUAAUGUCAAUUUAAGACGAAAGUUGGUCAGCAACAAAUAUAGAACUUUGUCAGACUGCAAAUAUUGUUUUCUUUCUGUGUGCAUUUAUCUUCACUUAUUUCAAAUAUCGUAAUACAUAUACCAGAAAAUGUUUAAAGGUGCAGCAAAUAAAGGCUAUUUUUAUAUAUUA